Molecule: messenger RNA, 963 nt
Organism: Fulmarus glacialis (Northern fulmar)
Lineage: Eukaryota; Metazoa; Chordata; Aves; Procellariiformes; Procellariidae
Product: androgen-induced gene 1 protein-like
Exons: 4
Coding region: 1-330 (109 amino acids)
Cellular component (GO): membrane; endomembrane system
Source: RefSeq, a predicted model, not a curated record
AUGGUCAUACAGCAUACAACAGUUUUGCCCUUUGUAUUAAUCGAGAUGAGAACAACACAUCAUCAGUAUCCCAGCAGGACCUGUGGACUGGCUGCAGUGUGCACCUUCGCUGUUGGCUAUAUUUUAUGGGUGUGCUGGAUUCACCACGUUACAGGAGUGUGGGUGUACCCGCUUCUUGAGCACCUCAGCCCAGGUGUCAAAAUAAUCUUUUUUGCAGCUGCUACUGUAAUAAUUAACAUAUUCUACUUGGUGGGAGAGGUCCUGAACAACUACAUCUGGGAUACCCAAAAAUGUAUUGAAGAAGGAAAAGAAAAGCCGAAAUUGGACUGAACAAUAGAGGCAACAUGGAGGAUUGUUUAUGAUUCUAUGGAAGAUUUCUCAUCCCCGACAGAGGUUGGCAUGGAGAGGAAUCUUUUGGAAAGGAGGAAGUUUAAUGGGCCCUCUGCUCAGUGCAGGGAUAUUUUUGGGUUUUUUAUGGGGGGAAAAUGAUUUUAGCAGAGAAUAAUAAUAAUGUUUCAACCUCCAUUCCUAUUCCUCCACGCUUGCAUGUGACAUACACAUAUAAGAUGUAUAUUUAUCUCCACGGCAUUCUCAAUGUGCAUUUCUUGCAUCAAAUAAGUCAUUAAAUCAUUAAGUCAUUAAAUCUUUUCACUUCCACCAAGAAGAACAAUGAGUCCAUUCUGUGUAUUGUUUGAGAAAAGCUUAACCAGAUAGGUCUAAUAUGGGGAAACCAAACAAUCCUAUAUAUUUCAAAGUACAGUGUAAAAAUGCAGUAGAAGUUAAUUGCAUGAAUGUAUCCGAAGAAGAAUUCAAUCUGACUGAAAUAUUAAUGUAACACUAUGUAACAGCUGCCUUAAAUCGGUGAUAUUAAUAGUUUUAUCGGUCCAGUAGAAUCUUAAUUUGCAGUGUUAGACUAUCUGAAUACGAUACAACUUUUCUUAAAUAGGCCUAAAUAAAGAUCAA